Fusarium mangiferae is the source of this 786-nucleotide messenger RNA. RefSeq lists its product as uncharacterized. The coding region runs from base 1 to 786 and encodes 261 amino acids. NCBI's taxonomy places the organism in Eukaryota, Fungi, Ascomycota, Sordariomycetes, Hypocreales, Nectriaceae. The transcript has 2 exons. The record is from RefSeq and is a predicted model, not a curated record.
AUGCUUUUCCGAACCAUUGCUUCUGUCGCUCUCCUGGCUUGCGCCAGCAACGUUGCUGCCGAGCCCCAGCCUUACAAGCUGGUCAAGGCACCCGUUGAGGGUCUCAGCCUCGCUCGCCGUUCUACUCCCGGAUACCAGCCUGAUCAGUCAGUCUGUGGUGGCGGCGGUAACACUUGCGCUGAUGCUUGUGGUGCUGGUUACGAGUCUUGCCCUUCUGAGGAUGAAUCUACCCACUGUUUCAACCCUACUGUUAAGCAGUCUUGCUGCUUUGACGGCACUGGAAACUCUUGCGACGCGGGUUACUACUGCUCUCAUGACACCAAGGCCCAGACCUGGUGUUGCCCUGAAUCUAUGGAUCUUGCUCAGUGUGCCAAGGCGUACGGCGUUAAGGACGGCCUCAAGACUGAGAAGCUCAUGACCUCCACCGCUGCUCCCACCGUUGCUACUACCACUGCUGCUCCCACCACCACCUCUGCCCUAGAGACCACCUCGACAACUGUCUACAUCACCAGCACCUCUCUUGCCAGCACCGAGCCUGCAACCACCACCAAGUCUGUUGUCGCUAAGACCACAACCAAGGCUGCUAAGACCACCGUUGUCGCCCCUAGCUCUGGCUACAGCACGGCUUGGAGUGGUUCCAACAGCACCAUCGCCACUGCCGCGCCUACUCAGCCGUCUGAAUCCGCUCCUGGCUCUGCUGAGCCUUCCACCAUUAGCAGUGGUGCUUCCCUCACCGGCGUGAGCGCCAUGCUCCUCGCUGCUGCUGGCUUCUUCGCCCUUCUCUAA